GGAGGAUAAGAUUGAAGAAAGAAUUAUUUGAGCCGUCUGUCCGGUGUAGACAACCAGAUGGCCUUGCUACACGCUUGUGGAAGGCUUGUUUUAAUAGUUACUAGUCUGCUGCCUCCGCUGCCUAACACGGACGCUGAGCGUUGCCCCGAUUCCCCAACCUCAGAUUUGCUAGCUGGAAGCCAGUGUCAAGUGUUGCAGGAAGGCCUUGGCCGUGUCGUAUGCAGUCCGACUGCUCCUGGAUACACGCUGGAGAGGCCCGAACCUGGGACUUGGAGUCCAAAGCGGAAAUGGACUUUGGUCGGAUCAAUUGUGAGCUGGGAAAGCAUUGCGUAUCAUCUGAUAACGGAGCGUUCGUAUAAUUAGCAGUAAAUACCAAACCGCUCUCAGGAGAGUGUGUAGGAUUCUGCUCUGUCCCG
Mytilinidion resinicola is the source of this 416-nucleotide messenger RNA. RefSeq lists its product as uncharacterized. The record is from RefSeq and is a predicted model, not a curated record. The transcript has a single exon. Bases 58 to 363 code for a protein of 101 amino acids. Lineage: Eukaryota; Fungi; Ascomycota; Dothideomycetes; Mytilinidiales; Mytilinidiaceae.